Striga hermonthica is the source of this 738-nucleotide messenger RNA. NCBI's taxonomy places the organism in Eukaryota, Viridiplantae, Streptophyta, Magnoliopsida, Lamiales, Orobanchaceae. The record is from the annotation of a GenBank genome assembly.
AGAGCCCGAUCAUCAGGGUCCUACCCAGGCAACGGUAGUCGCCCAGUUCCGCGACUAUCACGCAGAGAAGUUCUCAGGUCAGGGCGACCCCCGUAUCGUCGAUGAAUGGAUUCAGGGGUUGGAGUUUAUCUUCGAAGUUAUGGAAUGCCCCGAUAGGUUUCGCGUAGUUUGCGCUCAGCUUCAACUCACCGGCGACGCGAGGCUCUGGUGGAACGCCUACUGGAGCAUGCGGCCCGGUGAAAAGGCGGGUUGUACAUGGGACAUGUUCAAAGAUCUUGUCCGCGACAAGUACUACCCUUCGUACUAUCGGGCAGAAAUGGAGCGCCAGUUCUUAGCGCUUCAGCAGGGCACUCGUACUGUCGAUGAGUACGAGCGUGAGUUCACCAGGCUUGCAGGUUUUGCACCGGAUCUUGUUCGCACGGAGGCCCAGAGAGCUCAGAGGUUCAUUGACGGACUAUACCCAGCAGUCCGUCAUAACAUUGUGGGACACGGGACUCAGACUUAUGCACGAGCCGUCUCUAUCGCACAGGAGGUUGACGCGAGCAUUAGGAGGGAGGCCGUUCGUGAUCGUGCUCAGCCAGCUGCUCCAGUUCAGCCAGUCGUAAUUCCACCAGCUUUACCAGCUCCGCAGCCAGCUAAGGACAAGAAGAGGAAUGCAAAGGGUGCACAGACAGACCGGAGGACCCGACAGAGACAGAUUCCACCAUGCCCGACUUGUGGCCGGCUUCACAGGGGAGA